AGAUUUGGGCCAUAUGACUACUGCAACACACAAUAUACACAAUACACACAAGCAAGCAGUCAAGAAGUGGAAGGAAACAAUGGCACAGGCAGCGAAGGAGUACAUACUGGAUCCUGUCCACCAUGUUAUGGGUCAGGGGAAAGCACUGAUCAACCGUCUAUGUGAUGACCUGGAACCGUGGCAAAUUGUUGUGUACACUGGAAGUGCAACAGCAACAGUCAUAUUUCUGAAACAGUUCCUUUUCCAUGAUGAUGAAACCUUGUCUUUUAGAGCAAAGAGGGAGUUUUUCAAAUGGGUCAAAAGGAUUCCGAUGGUCAGAAAGAAGAUUGAGGCAGAAAUGGGCAAAGCUACCAAGGCUGUUGCAGAAAGCAUGAACCAAUCAGUGGAGGGCUCUUAUCUUCACACACUUCCACUCCAGGGUUUACAAGAGGCUGAACUUAUGGAAGUGCUUGGAAGGUACAAGAAAAUGACAAAUAAUACUUGGAAGAAAGGAAUGGUGUCAGGAACAGUGUACAGUGGAGAUGACAAACUCACUGAGCUCAUGGCUAAGACAUAUGGCAUGUUUGCUUGGGCCAACCCACUUCACCCAGAUGUCUUUCCGGAUGUGAGAAAAAUGGAGGCGGAGGUUGUGCGUAUGUGCUGCUCAAUGUUCAACGGGGAUGAGGAGACCUGUGGGGCUGUCACCUCAGGGGGCACGGAGAGUAUAAUGUUGGCCUUGCUAGCGUACAGGAACAUGGCCCGAGAUCGUGGAAUCAAAAUUCCUGAAAUCAUUGUGCCGGUCACAGUCCAUGCAGCUUUUGACAAGGGCGCCAGUUACUUUCACAUGAAAAUAACUCACAUUCCGGUGGACGAAAAGACUCGCAUGGUUGACAUAGCAGCUAUGAAGAGAGCCAUUAGCAGGAAGACAUGUGUGCUGGUGGCAUCAGCUCCACAGUUCCCUCAUGGCAUCAUUGACCCAGUUCAAGAAGUGGCAAAGCUUGGAGAGAAAUAUGGCAUCCCUGUGCAUGUGGACUGUUGUCUUGGAGGCUUCCUCUUGCCAUUCAUGGAUAAAGCUGGCUUUCCAUUGAAGCCAUUUGACUUCCGUGUGCCUGGUGUGACCAGUAUAUCAGCCGAUACUCACAAGUACGGCUUUGCUCCCAAGGGUUCUUCUGUGAUAAUGUAUCGCAACAAAGAGUUGAGAUCUCGCCAGUUCUUUGUGCAGCCUGACUGGACAGGUGGCAUCUACGCCUCACCCACUUUUGCAGGCAGCAGAGCAGGAGCCAUCAUCGCUGCUUGUUGGGCCACAAUGAUGCACUUUGGAGAAGAGGGCUACGUGGACUCCACGCGCAGAAUUGUGUCGACAGCACGCUACAUUUCCAGCAAGUUGAAAGCUGUUGAAGGAAUCUUUGUCUUUGGAGAACCGGAGGUCUCUGUGGUUGGUAUUGGCUCAGACGAUUUCAAUGUAUUCCGACUCUUUGAUGCUUUGGUAGAAAAGGGCUGGAACCUGAACUCCUUGCAGUUUCCCUCUAGUCUGCAUUUGUGUGUGACGCUGCCUGUCACUCAGCCGGGAGUUGCUGACUCCUUUGUGAAGGAUGUGGUGGAGAGUGUGGCAGUGAUCAUGAAGGACCCCAAGGCAGAAUGUGGAGGAGCUGGCGCUAUUUAUGGCAUGGCUCAAAGUAUUCCUGAUCGCAGCUUGGUCAAUGAGAUUGCAAGAGCAUUCCUGGAUGCCUGCUACAUCACUGAAAAUCCAUCCGUUGCUAAUGGCGCAGCUACCAAUGGGACUGUGGGCAACGGUGAUGUUGCAAAAGCUUGAAGGAGUGGCUGGGGAAGAAGUUAAACUGGCGUCGCAUAAUUUUUCCAUGACAUAGGAUACGAGAGGAGAGAACUCUGUGUCACUUCUGGGACCACACUAGUAUUGCCAGAGUUGCCUUUUUGUUGGUCGGUUGAUAUGGGGUGGGAAAUUAAUGCCAUUUCUGUCCUUGAACUUGGGUUUUUGUUUGUUUUUGUUUCUUCAUCAUUUUGAUCAAUGCAAUGCCCGUGCUGGCAUGUGAGAUUCUCUCUUGGGGAAACCUCGAGUGAAGUGAUGCUCAGUGUCUUGGAGGGUGGAUGUAUAUUGUCAUGGCCAAAAAGCAUUUCGUCUCAGGUAACAUUUUGUUUGUUUGUAUUAUGUAAUGUACAUUUCUAUUUUUAGAGUUCUGCAUAUUUAUUAAGUCAUUGUCAUGGUAAGUCAAUAAGGCAGGUUGCUAUAUCUGAGUCUGGUUGACUUGUGGUCGAGUGUGUCUAUGUUGCUGGUUCUGAUUUUUGAUUGACAAUCUUGCUUUACUCAAUAUUUGGAUAUCAAGAAUGUUUACUUAAAAGGGACAAAGUUUUUAUCAGAUUUUAUUCUAUCAGUACUAGAAAAACUAUUUCUACACUUGAACAAUUCAUUUUUAAACCUCUUUAUUUUCAAAAGCUAUACUGUAAUUUUGAUGUUGCAAGCACUUUUCCUUUUUAUUGCAUAAAAUGUUUGCCUGUGAUUUCAUAUUUCAAUGAUAGCCCUAUUUAUCUUCAAUUUUUGGAGCGACCCCCCCCCCCCCCCCCCCAGACAAAGCUUCUGAAAUAAGAGACCAACUUACCAUUCAUCAUUCAUUAGAAAAUCAAAAUACUUGUUUUUGCACAAGUGUUUGGGGAGAAAAAAAUGUUUUCGAUAAUGUAGUUUUGGGUAUAGAGGUGCUUAUGUUUUUUAAAAUCCUGUUGAUUUCACGAACAUACUAAUAUUGUCAUUGAAUUCUUUUGGGGACAGAGACAUUUGUCAAAAUGUCAGUUGUUUAUUUAGUGGAGAUAAGAGAUUGCUACUUGUUGUUGACAAAGGACUGAACAAGGUGUUAGAACAUACAUGGAGUUCCAUUUUUCACCUCUUCUAUUGUUCUUGAGAUUUUGUUUUUCCUGUUGUCUUUUCUAUCACCAUGCUUUAUGACAACUUAAACAAUUUAUGGCUUUUUACAAACUCUGGCUUUAUAAUAACUUGGGGUUAAACGUACCAAUUGUCUUUUCUUUUUUUUAAAAUCAAGAGUGUCACCUGAAAAUGUCGAUCUUGUUUGUCAGUACUCAGGGCAAGAAUUACCACUCCCAUCAACAAGCACAGACAAUGCUGUCUUGCCUCCUGUGUAUGUGACAAGCUUGUUUGGGCAAUAUAUUCUUACACAACGUGUUAAGGAUAUUGUGAGAUCCAUAACAUCAGAAGUGUAAAUCACCUAUCUAAUCUCUUGUUCUUUUGUAACUUUAAACUCACUCAACUCUGUUCUAUAUCAGAGUGCUAACACAUUUAAACUCUUUAUUCUUGGUUUUGGAAUUUAACUAAAACAGCAAGAUAUAUCUCUCCUAUUAGGAACGGAUUAACGUCACAAAAAAGUUGAUGAGAACUUUGAAAUAAACAAGUAGGCCUACGUGAAUGCAAGUGCCGGUUUUGACAAGGUGAAAAAUGGUAAGAAAAGAGCUCAUGUGGUGACAUGUAUUUUCAGCCUUGUUGACUGAUACUGUAUCCAUUAUUCCUGUAUGAGAUGUUCAGAUGAGAUGUAUGUCGCACAUGUUUUUUUGGUUUAAAAAAAAAGAAAAAUUUCAUUUUUGGAAGUGAAUCUAAGUCAUUUUUACAUGCAGAUGUGAUUGUGGAAGUAGUGAAGUAAGGCUGAGGUGGGAAAGGUUUGUAAUCUGUGUUAUGUACAGCAAAGAUGUAAAUGUUUGUAGAGGUAGCAUCAUGGUUGGGGCUGGAGAAGAACAGUUCAGGAAGAACAGACAAGGACUUCUUACUCAGGUGGCUUUCUUUGGAAGUGUGCGGCAAAUGUAGUGGAACCGCUGCAAUGCUCAUAUUUGACAUAUCACGCUCUAAGUGACAUGAUAAUACUCAGCUGUGGAUUUGAAUUAAGCUGUCCUGUUACAGUUAAAUAAAUGAUAAGGAUGUAACUAUUGCAACUAAAAUUGACACGGUUUUUAUUUACUUAUUAUUAUUAUUAUUUUUUUAGUUGAAUGUCUCUACUGUUAUCUAUUCAUUGUUGUAAUCCUUGAAGAGACGUGCCCCACAGGUCAGAUGGGUGUUGAUUUAACAGACACUGAUUUAGGUACAUGCAAUACUCAUAAGUUUAUCUGAUCAUGCUCUGUGCCUGUUUAGUGGGCAGAUUUGAUAUCACCAGGAGGAACCUUUCAACCCAAUUCCAUGUAUGCAUAUAUAUAUGUUUUUACAUAUAUUAAAUCUUUCAGAAUGACCCUAUAUGUAUUGGAUAUACAGUCGAACUUGAUCAAGUUGAUGACCUAUUGUCAAGGAGAAGAAAAGUGGUCCUCUUAGACAAGUGGUCCUCUUGGACAAUGUCACUAUAACGAA
Messenger RNA from Aplysia californica (California sea hare), 4333 nucleotides. Its product is annotated as sphingosine-1-phosphate lyase 1. Gene Ontology annotation, cellular component: endoplasmic reticulum. The transcript is spliced from 15 exons. Lineage: Eukaryota; Metazoa; Mollusca; Gastropoda; Aplysiida; Aplysiidae. Gene Ontology annotation, molecular function: pyridoxal phosphate binding; sphinganine-1-phosphate aldolase activity. Gene Ontology annotation, biological process: carboxylic acid metabolic process; sphingolipid catabolic process. The record is from RefSeq and is a predicted model, not a curated record. Bases 14 to 1792 code for a protein of 592 amino acids.